AAAUCAGUAUACUUCGGACCUUGCAGCUGAGUACAUCGCGAAAAUAUGCUGAAAACUAUUUUGCUGAUCGCUAGUAUUGCACUUUUCCAAAGUUGCUUGGCCGAAACGCCGGAAACGUAUCUUCUGAAGACUCACAGCCUUCCCUCGGACUUAAAUUUUAUGCCAACUUUGGGCAAUGGGCACCUAGGCUAUACUGUCUUUGGAGAUUCCAUAUUUAUGAAUGGAGUCUACAACGGAGCUGGCGGAAACAGUAAACGAGCUCGGAUACCCAAUUGGCUAAAUGUCAGCACAGAAGUUUGUGAUCGCUUUGGUUGUGCAUCUAGUCAUGAUGUUGAUGUAAAUGGAACCAGCUACGAAAUGGAUCUACAAGAUGGCUACUUCCGAGUCCUCACAACCUAUAGAACCCUGGGGAUUUCAGUAGAGCAGAGAACCUAUCCUCACAAGUUCUACAAUCGUGCCUUGGUUUAUGAAGUCGUAGCUAAGAGACUUCCCAGCAGAACUUCAAGAGCCAACUCUCCAAAGUUCCUGAAACUUACCCACUAUCCCGGCAACUCUAGCGAUGCCUUUGACUUUGUCGUUGUGAAAAAUGGCAGCUCCUCUACUGGAGAUUAUCGCACACUUCGGGGUCGAACAAAGGUGGUUGAGUUUGAAAAGUUCCAACCAGAUCCCCAGGAGAUCUUUGUCCUAUUUAGUGAAUCUUUGGAGGAGCCCCUACAACUGCAGUGGCCAACCUGGCAAGAUCAGUUCAGUCAUAGAAUUAUCAUAGCCAUAGAUAGAGAAGAGACUGUUGCACGAAAGGAACUCGAAGAUGUGCUAAGUUUAAGCUCUAGUAAUCUUCUCCAGAAACACACCGAAUCGUGGAACAGCUUCUGGGACAAUGAAUUCUCUAUUGAAAUAACAGGUGAUGCUCUGGAGCUCUCGCAGAUUGUUAACGCUGGUAUCUUCUAUUUGGUUAGCUCUCUACCGUCAAUGAAAACAAACCAGAAAAACGAACCCUUCUACGGGUUGAGUCCAACUGGUUUGGGCCGUGGAAAUCUGGAGGCGGAUUAUCAGGGACACAACUUCUGGGAUACGGAGAUCUGGAUGUUACCGAUAGUCAGUCUUUUUGGCCUGGAAUAUGGAAAAGAGGUGCUGGACUAUCGUAAAAGAAAAUUGGAUGCAGCAAAAUAUAAUGCGAAUGUGACUGGCUACAAGGGAGCUAGGUUUCCCUGGGAGAGUGCCUACACUGGGACAGAGGUCACCAAUCCCUGUUGCCCCGAAGUGUCGCAGCAGGAGAUUCAUAUAUCACCAGAUAUAACCUUUGCCCUACAAAGGUUUUACGCCCAAUCACACGAUGAUGAGUGGGCAUGUGAUACAGCUUGGCCCAUAGCCGCUGAAGUUGCUGAAUUUCUGGUUAGCCGUGCCACCUGCGAUGACUCCCAAAAUGCCUGCCAUUUACUAAACGUAAUGGGACCUGAUGAGGAUCAUCCAAACGUGAAUGAUAAUGUCUACACGAAUGCCGUAUCCAAAAUUGCUCUUAAUUUUGCAGAAUGGUUGGGCAAGAAUUGUAGUAAUACCAGCACCGAACUCAUUGCGAAAUGGCGCGAGGUUAGCGAUCGGUUGGUGAUUCUACGAGAUGAGGAGUUGGACUAUCAUCCCGAGUACCAGGGUUAUAUCCCAAACACCAUAGUCAAGCAGGCGGAUACAAUUCUUCUCGGAUAUCCGUUAAGAUUCGAUACCAGCACAACACACUCCAAUGACCUUAAGUUUUACGAAAACGUAACCCGAGAAUCGGGUCCUGCCAUGACCUGGUCCAUGUUCGCUGCGAAUUAUAUGAGACUCUUUCAGAUUAAGAAGGCCAAUGAGUAUUUCGAGCGCGGUUACAAAAGCUAUGUUCGACCCGAGUUUAAGGUGUGGAGUGAGACUCCAGUUGGCUACGAGGGAUCAGCGAACUUUCUUACCGGCAUUGGUGGCUUCCUUCAAGCCUUGAUCUUCGGCUAUGGCGGUCUAGAUUUUGGCAGAACUGACAAUGACGAAUUCUUGCUCUUUUUUGAUAUAACUAUGACCCCACCAAAUGUGGAUGAAAUCACUGUCAAAUCUUUUCCAUAUGGGAUGGCUGAGUGUACCUUCACCUUCAGAAAUCGAUCUUCCUUGAUUGUGUUUGAAGACAGGAAGGCAGAGAAAGGUUUCCAGAUGGUUCAAGGCCAGAAAAGAACUUUGCUUGGCAAAGCCUUUAACUUAACUCAUCGAAAUGAAGAUCCUCCAAUUAAAAUCAGCUUAUUGAGAUAAAUCCAAAAUGUAUUUGAAUAAAUAUGAAGAGAAUUAGAUAA
Messenger RNA from Drosophila eugracilis, 2309 nucleotides. RefSeq names its product protein-glucosylgalactosylhydroxylysine glucosidase. The transcript is spliced from 5 exons. Bases 46 to 2268 code for a protein of 740 amino acids. NCBI's taxonomy places the organism in Eukaryota, Metazoa, Arthropoda, Insecta, Diptera, Drosophilidae. The record is from RefSeq and is a predicted model, not a curated record. Gene Ontology annotation, biological process: carbohydrate metabolic process. Gene Ontology annotation, molecular function: catalytic activity.